AAGCAACUAAAACAGAAUCAUAAUUCACCUAAUUCAUUUUAUCGGAUUGAGAAAGCACAGCCACGAUAAAUGUGUCCUGGUAGAACACGUUAGUUUUAUCGAGAACAGUGGAUGCCGCUUUGAAUCAGCCACAAGUCAGGCAUUCUGGCUCGAGCAACCGUAAGAUAAAACGCAGGGUUUAACUUUCAUUAUAUGUGUUAGCAACCCGGCUAGUAAGGUUGCUAUCAGAUGACUCUGUAAUUUGCAUUGUGUAGAACAAUUCAACUUUGUGAAUUGUUUGCUUUAACAACUUUUGUGUUUCUCAACACUGUAUAAAUGGCCAUGUGUCCGUGACCUGUGUCGUCGAGAGGCAGCGACGAUGAUGUCCUCCGGAGGCAGUGUGCUCCUCAGAGCUGCUGUCACACUACUACCCAAACCCAGUUGGAGCCGAGGAUGUUUGUGGUGUCCAUGCAGGAACAUUUCUGUGAAACCAGGAGACCUGAAACCAAAGACGGUUCCCGCUCGCUACCUCGGCCAGCCAAGUCCUUUCACUCAUCCGCACCUCAUCAAACAUGGUGAAGUGACACCUGGCCUGAGCCAAACCGAAUAUGAACUCCGUCGCCACAGGCUGGCCUCACUCAUCGAGGCCCACUCGGAUAAACUCGGACCGUCUGCAUCGUCCGGCACUCACGUGCUCGUUAUUUUGUCCCAUCCGACCCGCUACAUGACUAAUGACAUACCGUAUCCUUUCCACCAGAACCAGGAUUUCCUCUACCUGUGUGGCAUCUUGGAGCCUGACAGUGCUUUGGUCCUCCACGGGAAAGGACGACCAGACCAGGCCAUUUUGUUUGUUCCUCGCAGAGACCCAGGCAGGGAGCUGUGGGAUGGCCCGCGAUCAGGGUUGGAUGGAGCUGCUGCUUUGACUGGCAUAGAGAGGGUUCAUAGCACAGAAGAACUCGGUCUGGUGCUCAAAGCCCUUAAAGGCUCCACCCUGUGGUACGAUCAUUCUCAUCCAGCCAACUCUCGACUCCACCAAGCACAUGUCCAUCCCGUCUUGCAGGCCGGGCCAAUGCCACGCCCCCUAAGUCCACUCAUUCAUUCACUCAGGGCUUUUAAGAGUUCAGCGGAGGUGGCCCUCAUGCAAGAAGCAGGUCGCAUCACAGCGCAGGCUUUUAGGCGGACCAUGGCUCUAUCUCACGGGGAAGUGGAUGAAUCCGUACUCUUCGCUAAGUUUGAUUUUGAGAACCGGGUCCAUGGUGCAAAUUUCCUGGCCUAUCCGCCUGUGGUUGCCGGAGGGAAUCGUGCCAAUACUCUGCACUACAUCAACAACAACCAAAUCAUUAAGGAUGGUGAAAUGGUGCUCCUUGAUGGCGGCUGUGAAUAUUUCGGUUAUGUCAGUGAUGUGACCCGAACGUGGCCAGUAAAUGGAAAAUUUAGCGCUCCGCAGGCAGAACUUUACGAAGCCGUCCUGGAGGUCCAGCUCUCCUGUUUAUCUCUGUGUUCGCCAGGUGUCAGUCUCGACCAUAUUUACAGCACCAUGCUGGCCAUGUUGGCAAGACAGCUCAAGCGUCUUGGCAUCGUCAAGUACGUCGGUACCAGCGAUGCUGAUCUAUUAAAGGCUGCAAGGCGGUACUGCCCUCAUCAUGUUGGACAUUACUUGGGCAUGGACGUCCAUGACACUCCAGAACUGUCCCGCUCACAACCUUUACAGUCUGGAAUGACCAUCACCAUAGAACCAGGGUUGUAUAUUGGCGAGGAAAAUGAGCAGGCCCCAAAGUGUUUCCGCGGCAUGGGGAUCAGGAUCGAGGAUGACGUACUGAUCCGGGACAAGGGUGGGCCCUUAAUUCUAUCUGCUGAUGCUCCAAAGACCAUUGGUGAUGUAGAGCGGGCCUGUGCCCAAAGGUAGGGCAGGAGGAGAUGAUGGUAGGCAUUGAAUUUUUGGACAGGGAGACUAUAUUUAUAUACAAGAUAUUCAAGCUUUUAACCAUGUGAAAUCUACUGCAUUGUUUUGUCAUGUCUUCCCAUGAAUCCUGCAUUGUUGCACACACUUGUCAGAAAACUGCAUGGUUGCUAUAAUUUCAUAACUCAUUCUAAUCUACAGUGAUUCACAUGAAAUGUGUAACGUGAACGUGUUAGGUGCUGCUAGGUAAUCAAAAUCAAAGGCCUGCAAGGGUAAUAAGUGUUUUGCCAGAUCUAUUUUUUUAAGAAAAUGAUCUACAUGUGUGUUUAAAAAUGCUCUGGUGUCUCAAAUAAAAAAAGUAGUUAUGUU
Messenger RNA from Syngnathus typhle (broad-nosed pipefish), 2248 nucleotides. It is a transcript of the gene xpnpep3, whose product is annotated as X-prolyl aminopeptidase 3, mitochondrial. NCBI's taxonomy places the organism in Eukaryota, Metazoa, Chordata, Actinopteri, Syngnathiformes, Syngnathidae. The record is from RefSeq and is a predicted model, not a curated record. Gene Ontology annotation, molecular function: metalloaminopeptidase activity; manganese ion binding. The coding region runs from base 359 to 1885 and encodes 508 amino acids. Gene Ontology annotation, cellular component: mitochondrion. The transcript has 11 exons.